UUCCAUCUAUAUCUAUAUAUAAUAUAAUUGUAGCGAUUCACGAUGUCGCGACUGAACAGAGACUCUGAUUCAUGAACCAUCGUUACAUGGAUGGUUCUUCCCAAACAAUUUGAACCUUUUCCGUUGCUACCUCGACCAAUUUCACAAGGUGCUGUCGGUAAAACGGAGCAACCAAGAUAACGGUGCACAAAAAUUACUAUGGACCCAUCUAUAGUGAAGCUUCUUGAAGAUGAUGAGGAUGAAACCAUGCAUUCAGGAGCAGAUGUCGAAGCAUUUCAAGCUGCAUUAAAUAGAGACAUAGGAGGAGACGCUUCUUCUUCACAGCUGUCUGAUUCGGAUGCAGGAAGCAAUAACUCAUUCAGUCGGUCAUUACCAAAGCUGCCAACUUCUAGCCAUGACAACCAGACUGACUGUCAAAAUCAAGAUCCUAAAAUUGCAAAGCAGCAAGAGCAACCUUCAUCUGAAAUGGAGAUGAAGCAACAAGGACCUCUCAUGGAACAACAACAGAAUGUAAAUAAUCCUCUUUUAUCUCGUAAUCAAUCUCAAGAUGAAUGUCCCCAAGGCCAGACUGGACCAGUUUCCCAUCAAAAUUCUCAAAUUCAGAACUCUGAAAAAGAUACUGUCCGUAAGCAUGAGGCAGUCAAAACUGAUAAUACCAACAGUGAAUCUCAGUAUGCAAAGUUGCAGCAGAUGAGUAAUCAACAGGCCUCAGUCAAUGAACAGUCUAGUACCCAAACCAAUCGUGGUAAACAGGUGCCAUUUGGCCUAUUACUCCCUAUCUUGAUUCCCCAACUUCCCAAAGACAGAGCCUUGCAACUUCAUACUUUGUUUAAUAAAUUGAAGAAAGAUGAAAUACCCAAAGAUAAUUUUGUACGGCUCAUGAAAGGUAUUGUUGGGGAGCAGAUGCUUAGAUUAGCAUUAGCAAAAGUACAAUUACAGCUUAAAUCCAACCCAGGACCUCCUGGGCAGCAGCACCCAGUAAGGAUGCCAACUAUUAGUUCAGGUGCAGCAAAAUUUAAUGAUCCCCAUGCAUUAGCUCAGCAGCCUCAGCUGCAUCAGAGAAGUAUAAAUGCUGCUGCAGACCAAUCUCACAAUAAUUCCUCUGCUGUCCAAUUGAAAAAUGAAUCAGCCUAUCCAACUAUGGAUAUUAAUGCUAAGAAAUCUCCAGAGCUGGAUGUUCAAGUAGCACCUCAAGGUCUGAAACAAGGUCAGUUACCAUUGCCCAGUUCUAAUGCUGUUGGUCAAGAAACUGAAAGAUCCUCACUUCACAUACAUGGCCUUAGUAAGCAGCAACAACAGCAUCUACAUUUCCCAUCCGCAUAUGGAAGCAGUGGUGGUAAUUAUAACCCUUUUUCAGGGACAACCAGUAGUUCCUCAUCAUCUCUCAGACCACAACCUCAUGAUUCACACAUGAGGCAAAUUCCACCUCAGAGCAUUGGUCUAAAUCACGUAGGUGGGGCAACACAAGGUUCGUUUGGUACAGUAAAACUUGAGCGGCAGAACUCUUACAGUGAUCCUAAGAGAAUGCUAGGUGGAUCUGUGUCUCCUGCGGUAAACAAUACAGCAUCACAACAAAAUUUGAAUCCUUGGCAACAAUCAAACGAACAAAAUUCUGGCAUGUUGUCAUCUGCUUCAUAUGUCAAAAGGGAACCUAAUGACCUCUCUACUGAGCAGCAAUAUAGGCACCAUUUGUCUAAAUUGCACGGGUUUCCUUCUGUAAAUUCUGCUAAAACUGACCAGGGUAGUGGUGCCAAUCAAGGCACUGUAAAUGAUGACUUUUCAAGAGGUCCUCCGGCAUCCACAAGCAUGCCACAUACAACACCUGCUAGCUUGAUGCCACUCAAUUCUGCUUCCUCUUCUGUAGCUCAGCCAGGUCCGACUGUCUCUUUAAGCUCUCAGAUCCCUUCAAACACUUCUGGUAAGAAACCUUCUCAUGGUCAGAAAAAACCAGUCGAAGCAGUUGGUUCUUCACCUCCUCCUCCGAGCAAGAAGCAAAAAGUGUCUGGUGGAUCUUUGGACCAAAGCAUUGAACAGCUUAAUGAUGUUACAGCUGUUGGUGGGGUUGAUCUGAGGGAGGAGGAAGAACAGUUAUUUUCUGGGCCCAGGGAGGAUAGUCGAGUUUCAGAAGCAUCUCGAAGAGUUGUGCAAGAAGAAGAGGAAAGUCUGAUUUUGCAAAAAGCUCCGUUGCAGAAAAAAUUGACUAAGAUUAUGGCUGAGUGUGGCUUGAAGGGAAUGAGUAAUGAUGUGGAGAAAUGCUUGUCACUGUGUGUGGAGGAAAGAAUGCGUGGAUUAAUAAGUAACAUGAUUAGAAUGUCAAAACAGCGGGUUGACCUUGAAAAGAUGAGACACCGGACUGUUGUCACUUCUGAUGUUCGCCAGCAAAUCAUGGCAAUGAAUACAAAAGCAAGGGAAGAGUGGGAGAAAAAACAGGCAGAAACAGAGAAGCUCCGGAAAGUAACUGAUGUUGAAGGUCAUUCCGGAGUUGAUGGUGACAGGGAGAAGGAUGAGGGUCGCAACAAAUCAAUAAAGGUGAACAAGGAGGUGGAUGACAAAAUGAGGACAAAUGCGGCAAAUGUUGCUGCCCGAGCUGCUGUUGGGGGAGAUGAUGUGCUGUCGAAGUGGCAACAUAUGGCUGAGCUAGCCAAGCAGAAACGUGAAGGCGGUAUGGAUUCUUCAUCUGGUUCUCAGCCAGCUAAAGACUUGAGUCGCAAGUCUUCACCAUCAUCAUCAGGAAGGAGUACAAAAGAUAAUCAAGAAAGGGGGAAAAAAGGCCCAACUUCGACUCAGACUUCAGGGGCUGCUAGAAAAUUUGGGAGACAUAAUGCCUUAGCUCAUCCUAGGAUAGCUCGAAGCAUCUCUGUGAAGGAUGCGAUUGCAGUCCUGGAGAGGGAACCUCAGAUGUCGAAAUCAUCACUCUUAUAUCGAUUGUAUGAGAAAAUCCAUUCUGAUGCUUCAACUGAAUGAGACAGAAGGAGUAUAUGUUAGCAUUUAGUUUUUGGUCUGUGAGUAUUACUUUGUAACUAAAUAUGUAAAGGCAUUUUAACUGUUAAGUUACAAAUUUGAAUAGGACUCAUUGAGUCUAAAAAGCUCAAUUAAUUAUUUUGGGGUCCAAGAAAAAAAUCUCUAUUAAUCAAGACUCCAUAUUUUUUCAAA
Messenger RNA from Lotus japonicus, 3153 nucleotides. RefSeq names its product transcription initiation factor TFIID subunit 4b-like. Gene Ontology annotation, biological process: transcription initiation at RNA polymerase II promoter. Gene Ontology annotation, cellular component: transcription factor TFIID complex. The record is from RefSeq and is a predicted model, not a curated record. The transcript has 15 exons. Lineage: Eukaryota; Viridiplantae; Streptophyta; Magnoliopsida; Fabales; Fabaceae. Gene Ontology annotation, molecular function: protein heterodimerization activity; DNA binding; RNA polymerase II general transcription initiation factor activity. Bases 199 to 2964 code for a protein of 921 amino acids.